Molecule: messenger RNA, 2535 nt
Organism: Oryza brachyantha (malo sina)
Lineage: Eukaryota; Viridiplantae; Streptophyta; Magnoliopsida; Poales; Poaceae
Exons: 3
Coding region: 219-2111 (630 amino acids)
Molecular function (GO): protein binding
Source: RefSeq, a predicted model, not a curated record
CGAAAAGGACGAAGAGGCGAGGGAGGGGGCAACACCGCACCGGGACCAAAACCUAGACGAACCACACGCAGAGGAGAGAGAGAGGGGGAUAGAUAGCCCGAGGAGGAGAGAGAAGGUGGGCGAGCCCACCCCACCAAACCCUAGCCCUCGCCUCGCCGUCCAUGGAGGCGGCGCCGUGAGCCGCCGCCGUGGCGUGCGGGAACGACCGGGCGGAGGGGAUGACCGCCAGAUCGGACGACCCCGGCGUCUCGCCGGCGGCGGCUGCGGCGGCGGGCGGUGAGAUCUGGGGGACGGCGGAGGACCUUCUCCUGGCGUGCGCCGUGAGCCGCCACGGCACGGCGAGCUGGGACGAGGUGGCGAAGGAGGUGCGGUCGAGGUGCCCGUCCGCCGCGGGGUUCACCCCCGCCAGCUGCCGCCUCCGGUUCCGCGUCCUCCACCGCCGCUUCUCCGGCGCCGCCGCCGCCGAGAACGUGGACGGCGGCGGGGGCGAGGAGGAGGUGGAGGAGCCCGAUGCCGACGCCGUCGCCAGCUGGGUGGAGGAGCUCCGCAAGCUGCGGGUCGCCGAGCUCCGCCGCGAGGUCGAGAAAUACGAUCUCUCGAUCGGGUCGUUGCAGUCAAAACUGAAACGGCUCACGGAGGAGAAGGAGAGGAGCCCCUCCGGCGAGGCCGAGCCGGCGGUGAAGGAGGAGACGGAGGACGAUGUACGGAAGGGAUCGCCGGAGGAGGAGGAGGCCGGCGGCGUGGAGGACAGGGUCUCCGGCCACGAGUCCGGCCGGUCGUGCAAGGAGUCCAACUCGUCAGAUCUGAAGCGGCCGGAGGACGAGCCCGCCGCCGCCAACGACGACCCAGCAGAGCGGGAGGAGGCCGCGGCGGGUGAGGUAGCCGUGAAAGAGGAGGCGUCCGGCGAGUCGGUGGCGGGGUCGAAGGAGGCGGAGGCGGAGAAGGAGAGCAGCGACGUGCAGAGCUCCGCCAGCCCGUCCCGUCGCCGGCAGCGGAAGGGCGGCGGCGAAGAGGCGGAGGCGGCGUCGCCGUCGGUGUCCGUGCCCCUCCCCGCCGCGGAGGCCGAGCCGCUCGUCGCCUUCCUCGAGUCGGUCCGGACCAGCAAGGCGGGCGCCGUGUUCGAGCGACGGCUCGACAGCCAGGAGGGCGAGAGGUACAGUGGCACGAUCAGGCGCCACGUGGACCUGGAGAUGGUUCGUGCGAGGCUGGUGGGUGGGGCGGCGGCAGCGGCGGCCACGUGCUACGCCUCGGCGUCCGAGCUCUACCGCGACCUGCUGCUGCUCUGCGCCAACGCGCUCGUCUUCUUCCCGCGCGGCUCGCCGGAGCACGACGCCGCGCUCCAGGUCCGCGCGCUCGUCUCCAAGCACAUCUCCAAGGACCGUCCUCCCGCAGGGAAGGUGCCCGCGGCGGCGGUGGAGGCGGAGGCGGUGGCUUCGAAGAAGCCCAAGGCUGACGCUGACAUUGCCGGGUCGCUACUCGAGAAGGCGCCUAUCAUCGUAUGCCGGAAGCGGAGCUCCAUCGCGAAGGCCGCGGCGGCGACUGCUGCCAAGGGGGAGAAAGCGGAGACGGACAAGGAGAAGGACGGCGAGGACAAGAAGAAGGCGGCGGUGGCGGCCACGGUCACUAGCAAGGACAGGAAGGCUCGCGGGAUGAGGACGAACAAGAGCCGGGGACCCGCCAGGAAUCAGAAGACGAAGGUCUCGGAGAGCGGCGAGGGGACGAAGAAGUCCGACAAGAAAGGCGGCGGCGGCGGGAGCUCGGCAGCGGCGGCUGCGGCAGGCGGGGUCGCCAAGAAGCGAAACGCCGUGGACUUCCUGAACCGGAUGAACCAGAACGGAUCGCCGUCGACGGAGAGGGUGUCGUUGCUGGAGACGCUGAAGCUCUCCGCGGCGACGGAGCAGCAGAAGAAGUCGUCGUCGUCCUCCGGGAAGGGCGACGGCCGGAAGGACGCCGGCGGCUCCGGCUCCAAGAAGGCCGCCGCUGCCUCGACGCCUCCGGGGAGGAGGAACGUCGGCCGGCCACCGAAACGGGCGGCCGCGCCGCCGACGCCGCCGCCGUCCAAGAGGGCCAAGGACGACAAGCCGGCGACCAGGAAGCGCGGGAAGAAGUAGGUGACGGGACGGCGGAAUGGGAGGCGGCGGGAAGCUGUGCGUGUAAAUGUUCGUAGGGGUGGCGGGCGGUAGUAGCCUUGGUUUUUUGCGUUUUGGCGCCAUUAUUGUAGCGAGAAGAGGUGGGAGAAUUUUUUUUCUGCUGGGAGAUGAAGGAUGGAACAUCUGGUUCACCUGUACGUCUCACCUCGAUACCUCAUGAAACGAUCAGGAACUUGGGUGAAAGAAUCGUGUUCGCCUCAAGACUAACUUGGGUGAAAGAAUCGUGUUCGCCUCAAGACUGUUUUUUUUGUAGGGUAUGACUCCUAUGUUUUCACUGAAUUUUCUGUAACCCUCUACACUGAAUCAGGAGAAUCAGGAGCAAGAAGAUGGUCUGUGUGCCCCAUCGUCAUCAUCCAUGUUCGAUGAAACAUAACAUAAACAUAUA